Messenger RNA from Acipenser ruthenus (sterlet), 3815 nucleotides. Its product is annotated as basal cell adhesion molecule-like. The transcript has 17 exons. The record is from RefSeq and is a predicted model, not a curated record. The coding region runs from base 161 to 2050 and encodes 629 amino acids. Lineage: Eukaryota; Metazoa; Chordata; Actinopteri; Acipenseriformes; Acipenseridae. Gene Ontology annotation, cellular component: plasma membrane.
CCUCACCCCCACUGGCACACACACAGCGCACCAGUCCGCUCCCACACACUCUCAACGCAGCUCACCAGCGGAAAGUAGCGCGGCGAUCGCCGAACACAGAACAAGCGCCUUCACCGUUCCGCCCCGCAGAAUUUAGAAGAGCCCCCGACCCGAAGGAAGCAUGGAAGCGAGACUCGCUCACCUCCUCUGCGUCCUUGUGUUCGCAGCUGCAGCCUUGCGAGGCGGGCAGGCCGUGCUCCAGGUCUCUGUCCCCCCGGAGGUGGAUGCAGAGCUGGGGAAGUCCAUCAGCAUCCCCUGCAUCUACUCCUCCAGCAGCAAGACCAGCAACGUGAUCGUGGAGUGGUUCAUCACGGAGCGCGGAGGCGACAGACAGCGAGUUGCCUAUCGCAGCUCCUCGGACUCCGGCACGGAUAAGAACACAGAGCUGUCGGGCCGGGUCAGUGUGGACCAGGACUCCUCUCUCUCUCUCAGCGCUGUGGAGAUCGGGGACGAGCGAGACUUUCACUGCCAGAUCACUGCGGGGCCGGCGGGGAGCGGAGAGGGGAGCGCACACCUGCGGGUCUACUCUGCCCCACAGACCCCUGAAGUCAGCCCCCAAACCAAGAUCAUCUCAGUGACUGACCCUUCAGUGUCAGAGGUCAGCACUUGCACCAGCAAGAAUGGAAACCCCGCCCCCAAAAUCAUCUGGUACAAAGACUCUACCCCCCUUCCUGAGGUCACAGAGAGCAACGACAAUAUGUACAUGGUGCCUCGUGUAGUAAAGGAAUCGUCUGGUCUCUACACCAUCACCAACACGCUGUACUUCAAAACCAGUAAGGAGGACAAAGACUCCCAGUUUCACUGCCAGGUGGAGUACGUCGUGCCGGGGGGGACGACAGAAACCAAGGACUCGCCCAAAUUCAGCCUGUCCCUGCACUAUUACACGGAGGAAGUGACCUUUGCUCUGGUGACCCCGAAGAAGGUGAAGGAGGGUGAUGAUGUCACUCUGAAGUGCAAGGCAGAUGGUUUCCCUGAACCAGAGUACGAGUUAACAAAGAUUCAGCCGGAUGGCAGCAUUGAGGAUAAGGGCACCUUCUCUGGAAUGUUCACCCUCCACUCGGUAACCCGCAACGACGGGGGCAAGUACCGCUGCGAGGCGCUGGAUUUCGAUUCGCCCCCAGAGGUCAAACUGAAGAAGGACGUCACUCUGUUAGUCCACUAUCUGGACCCGGUCACUGUGUCUCCUUCCAGCUCCGUCUCGGUUCCUCUAGGGGGCAGCGUGGAUCUGGGCUGCACCACCACUGGCUCGAAGACACCCUCUUUCAUGUGGAAGAAGGGCUCCCAGGUGGUCUCUCAGUCUGCUUCUCUGGUCCUGAAGGAGGUCUCGUUCGAGGCAGCGGGCAGCUACAGCUGUGUGGCCAGCGUGCCCGGCAUCUCUGGACUGGUCAAGGAGGCCAUCACCAACGUCACUGUUACUGGAAAGGCCCAGAUCGUUGACCUGCCCUACAGCGGUCGGGUAUCAAAAGAAGGGGAGCUCCUCACUCUGUCCUGCACGGCUCAGGGUCACCCCGAACCCCAAAUCUCAUGGACCCCAACUGGACUGGAGGCUAUCAGCUCAGUGACCGGGAACAAAGUGACCAGCACCGUGACCCUGCCAGUGACCCCCAUUCUGGUGGACAGCGGGGUCAUCUGCGAGGUCAGCAACGAGCAUGGCUCCAGCAGGAAGAAGUUCAACGUGAACAUUCACAAAGAAACACCAACAGUCACUCCUCCUGUAGAUACUGAAGUGGACCCCAUACUCAAGACAGCGAAUCGUCAGGAGCAGGGAGGCAGCGGCGCGGCGGUCAUCGCGGUCGUGGUCUGUGUCCUGUUGCUCCUCAUUCUCGUCGGCUUCCUCUACUUCCUGCAGAAGAAGGGCAAGCUGCCCUGCGGCCGGCAGGGGAAGGAAGACAUUGUCAACACAGAGGCUAACGCAGACGAGAUAGUCGUGGAGAUGAAGUCUGGCAAACCCAACGAGGAGGCGGGUCUUCUGGACUCCAACGGGCGCCAGCGGCCAAUGCGAGAUCAGUGAUGAACACGACAAAAAAACACAAAGCCUCUUAAGGGCAGUGGAGAGUUCUGGAGGAAAAAUUUAAUAAAGCUGGGGGCGCCACCUAGCUGUGAAAACCAAGAAUGACCUUCCCAGUCAAGACCACACCCUCCAUCGCAGGAGAGAAAAAAAAAGACUGUUCUGUUUUGAAUAUUUGUUUGUUCGUUUUAACCAACAAUUUGUUGGAAGACAUAAGAAGUUCAACGCUGUCUGCCACCGACCUAUUCCUGUUUUCCAUUGCAAUCCCAUUUUAAAAUGAAUUCCUGAUUCCAAUUCCUUCGAGGGCGUCGGAAUUGAUAUUUCAGAGACGUCAUAAUAAUUGCUGUGAUCCUUCAACUGCUUUCAUUUGAAGCCUGACAGACAAACGGCAACCUUCAAUUGAAGGGAACGCGUUGGCGCUGUGGUGAGGAGCUCUAGUUUAACAGGAUCCUGCAGAAUUGCGAUUUUUGAUCAGCGCUGUGCUGGAAUUGAUUCAAAGGGAUUUGGAAUUUGGAAUCGGCAAUUGAUUUUAAAGCUGAAUUGGAAUUGGGGAAAACAGGCACGGAUCCCAAAGCUGCCACCAUUAUCUAUCUCCCCGUUGUAAAUACUGAAGCUUGAUUGUGUCUGAAUCGAUGCAUGCAGUCCUGUGGGGAGCCUGUCUGAAUUACUAACACUGUAUCUAAACCUGCACUGUAAAUGUUCAAAUAGCUAAAACACUGGAAAAAACAUUGGAAUGAGGUAUAUGUGUAACUGUCUAUAUAUAUAUAUAUAUAUAUAUAUAUAUAUAUAUAUAUAUAGACAUUACUUUUUACAGUACAUGGAUCUUUUAAACUACAGUGUCACCCAUUGCAAUUGAGUUCUGCUGUCUUUUUGUAUAAUGGCUUGAGAAAUGAACAAGAAAAUAUGAGCGUUUUUAUCUUUUUAGCGUGUUUUAUUAUUAUUAUUAUUAUUAUUAUUGCUUUAUCGAUAUUUAAAAAAUAGUGUAUUUUUUCAAAGAACUGGACAAUGUUGUGGAUACCACAGCAUGAGAGAGCGCCCCCUUUUCUUUCUCUUCUUUUAAAACCGUCCCGUCCGAACUGGUGUAGCUCGUAUCAGUACUGCUGUGUGCAUCCAACGCGUGUGCGUGCGUGAUGUUAAACGUUUAGCCUCCAUGUCUGCAUUUCUAAAAGGCUGGGCUCAGGUUGCUAGGGCGACCGCUGGCUAGCAACGCAAGUGUCACGUGACACCCCCCCCCCCCCCCCCCCCCCGCGCACUGUGAAACCACUCUGUAUUGCUGAAACAGAAAAUCAACUUUAUUGAUGUAUUCCAUCCGCUCCAUAUUAAAUAAUCUCCACCCAUUUCUUCCCCCUUCCCAUCAUUAUUAUUGUUACUGGAAACUCGUCUGCUUUUGUAUUUUAUUUGAACGUGUUUGUAACUGUUAUAAAAGAUUGUGAAAUGUAAUGUGGAUUCCAUCCAAUUUAGUUAACGGUUUCAUUCGAAUUUUGAUCUUUUUUUUUGUUUUUUAUUUGAUAGUUUUCUCUUUUUUUUUGCAAAAAGCGUUUUUUUUUGUUUCGAUUUUAUAUAGAAAUAUAUUUUAUUUCCUGCUGCUUUUCUGUUUUUUGAAUUGUAAUAUUUUUGCUGUUGGUGUACGCCUGUGUGUGUGUGUGUGUGUCUUUGUUAAAAAGUCGCACGACCUUGCUGUUAAAAAAAAAAAAAAAAUAUGGAAAUGCUUCUGAAAAGAGAAAAUAAUAAUCCACAAAAGUUGUAAAUAAACUGGUUUGCCCCCUAG